This is a messenger RNA of Dictyostelium discoideum AX4, 132 nucleotides long. RefSeq lists its product as hypothetical. The transcript has 2 exons. The coding region runs from base 1 to 132 and encodes 43 amino acids. Lineage: Eukaryota; Evosea; Eumycetozoa; Dictyosteliales; Dictyosteliaceae. The record is from RefSeq and is a predicted model, not a curated record.
AUGGAACCAGAAAAAAUUGUUGAAGGAAGAGUUGGUCAAGAAUAUGAAGUCAGUGAUAACUAUAAAGGCACCUGGAAAGAAGCUGAAGGAAAUUAUUCAAAAUCCAAUAAAAACUCAUUUUUAGAUAGAUAA